GGGCAGUAGUGCAGUUAGCAAGUGCAGUGUCACGUUGUUACAAUCGUUAUGAAGGUUUCUCUGCUGCUAUUGGUGUACUGCUUGGCUUGGGUAGUAUGUGAUGAACAGCCUGACUACUCUUACGGCGCGGGAGUUGCGGAAUGGGGAAACAUAAGCUCGCAGUGCGAGGGGCGGUUGCAAAGUCCAAUCGCUCUGUCGACCACAAGAUCCAUUCCAGCCGCUGAACAGCGACCACUGGAAUUGUUGGGUUAUCAGGAGGAUCCAACUCAAGUGAACGUAACGAACGAUGGACAUACAGCCGUUUAUUCAUUCCAAUACCCGAACGAUCGCACGAUAAUUGCACAGGGUGGCCCUCUGCGGGGUCGUUUUCGGUUUGCCAGUCUCCAUUUCCAUUGGGGAGCCAAUUCUGCGCGGGGAGCAGAGCACGUGGUUGACGGACGUCGAUACGCCAUGGAGAUGCAUCUAGUUUUCUUCAAUGAGAUGUAUGGAUCGUUUAUGGAAGCUCAAGAUCAGACAAACGGUCUAGCAGUACUGGGAAUAUUUUUCGCUAGCAGUGCCGAUGCACCCUACUACGGUUGGGUUCCGGCACUGACUGAGGUUCAACAAGCGCAAACCAGCUAUACCCUACCCGAUCCAACGGUUUUCAACAUCAAGGGGCUUAUCGGAGCAAGAAGGAAACCUUACUUUUCCUAUCAAGGAAGCUUGACAACUCCUCCGUGCUACGAAUCGGUCACCUGGCUCGUACAGAAGAAACCCCUACAGAUGUCCGAGGAACAGCUUAAUGUGUUUCGCUCGCUGCGAGACAAUAAUGGUAAUCCUCUGGUCGACAACUAUCGUCCGCUGCAGAAUGCCAACGGAAGACCAGUUUAUUAUUAUUCCAAUGGGUUAUCAUAAAAUCUACGAUAACUCCCAGUCACCACUUUGAUGAGGUUUUCCGAAUAUAGUUUGCAUAGGUAGUA
Topomyia yanbarensis is the source of this 959-nucleotide messenger RNA. Its product is annotated as carbonic anhydrase 2-like. NCBI's taxonomy places the organism in Eukaryota, Metazoa, Arthropoda, Insecta, Diptera, Culicidae. The record is from RefSeq and is a predicted model, not a curated record. Gene Ontology annotation, molecular function: zinc ion binding; carbonate dehydratase activity. The coding region runs from base 49 to 894 and encodes 281 amino acids. The transcript is spliced from 3 exons. Gene Ontology annotation, cellular component: cytoplasm.